This is a messenger RNA of Amborella trichopoda, 1905 nucleotides long. NCBI's taxonomy places the organism in Eukaryota, Viridiplantae, Streptophyta, Magnoliopsida, Amborellales, Amborellaceae. The record is from RefSeq and is a predicted model, not a curated record.
GCUUUUUUCGCAAUUUCCAAAAUUUGACCGGGCGAAAGCAAUGAGAUAUCGACGUGAGGCCUCUGCAUCGUCUCAGAGCUUGGAUGAAGAAGCUUGGGUCAUCCAAAUUAGGCAUCACCUUGAACAAGAAGAGAUUGAAGGGGACGAUAAUGGCGUUCCCGUCUCCAUUUUCACAGUCCCAAAGCCCCUCUCCAACAUUAAACCAGAGGCCUUUACGCCCCAACUCGUCGGCAUUGGACCUUACCACCAUUGUAGACCGGAGCUCUACGAAAUGCAGCGCUAUAAGUUAUCGGCUGCUCGUCGAGCUCAGAAACAAUGGGGAAAGUUGCAUUGCUACAAGUUGCAGAGCGUCGUGGACCAUAUAUCUAAAUUCGAGAGCAGGGUUAGGGCUUGUUAUCAUAGGUACCUUGAUUUCAGUGGUGAAACCCUGGCAUGGAUGAUGGCUGUUGAUGCCUGCUUUUUGCUAGAGUUUUUGAAGGCUUAUGGGCGGCGCGGAGAGGGAGAGUCUUUCGCCAGGGUUAGCUCGAGAAUGGAAAAUUUGGUUGAUUUCACUAGGAGGAAGUCAGCCCAUAAUGCGAUUAUCAGGGAUUUGAUGAUGAUGGAAAACCAGAUUCCUUUGUUUUUGUUGAGAAAGCGUCUUGAAUUGGAGAACAGUUGGGGUUCUAAUCAAGUUGAAGAGGAUUUGGCAUCAAUGGUAUCUGGUUUUUGUGCUGAGAUUUCACCAUUGAAAGUCAAGCCUUUCUCAGACAAAGAAGUUUCACAGAGUGGCCAUUUGCUUGAGGUCCUGUAUAGAAUGAUGGUGCCAUGGCCUAAUUCACAGGAGGACCAGGAAUUUGAUCAAGCUGAGCCUGAUUGCAUUGAACCAGAGAGCUACGAGCCCAGCACUGCUGGCUGUUGCGACCGUGAACUCUUGAGCUCUCUACGUGAGUUGUUCUCCUCAGUGAUGUCAUCGCCCCCAUUUCGUCCACUCCAAAGUCUUCUCAACUCAAGGCCAUUGAAGGUCCUUCUCAAGCUUCCAUGGAAUAUCCCUUUCUUGAAGACCUUAAUUGUGUAUCUUAUAUUUUCUGAUAAAAGCAACGAAGAACGGGCCUCCUCAAACGUAGAGGGCUCGAUUUCGAAGGCCCCGUUAAUGGAGGAGCUCCACAUCCCCUCUGUAACUGACCUAUGCAAUGCCGGUGUCACCCUUUCUCCCUCUACAGGAGGCAUCUCCUCAAUCCAGUUCGACCCUGCUUCAGGCUCUCUUUCUCUGCCUUCCAUCUCUCUGGAUUGCAACUCAGAGAUAAUUAUUCGAAAUCUCGUCGCAUUUGAGGAAGCAUCAGCUCCAGGUCCAUUGAUUUUCACCAGAUACACCGAGCUGAUGAAUGGGAUCAUCGACACCAAGAGAGACGUAGCUUUGAUGCGAGAGAGAGGGAUUUUGGUGCACCAUUUGAAGAGUGACAAAGUGGUAGCUGAAUUAUGGAAUGGGAUGAGCAGAACAGUGAGCCACAAUAAGGUGGAGGGGUUGGAUAGAGUGAUUGAGGAGGUUAACAAGUACUAUGGGAGGAGCUGGAGGGUGGUCAUGGCUAAGUUUUUGAGACGGUAUGUAUAUGGGUGGUGGAGGGGGCUCACGGUGGUGGCGACGGUGGUGUUGCUGCUGUUCACUGGGAUGCAAGCCUUUUGCUCUGUGUACGUUUGUCGCCGGUGGCUCUCUAUCACCGCCGCACCUGCCGGGUGAAGGCGUGGCCCUCGCUCUCUCUAUCUCUCUUGCUUGUGUGGUGUCAUCGUCUCUCUCUCUAUGGUGCACGUGCAUGACACCCCUUCUCUCUCACCGGGAUGGACGUGUGAACGAAUAUUGAUUGCGGAUGUGAUCUCUCCAUUCUAAUACAGUGUGAAGCAGAAUAUGUAAAUAAAGAUCGAUACAUGCAA